Xenopus laevis (African clawed frog) is the source of this 5406-nucleotide messenger RNA. RefSeq names its product LHFPL tetraspan subfamily member 2 L homeolog (gene lhfpl2.L). Lineage: Eukaryota; Metazoa; Chordata; Amphibia; Anura; Pipidae. The record is from RefSeq and is a predicted model, not a curated record. Bases 753 to 1430 code for a protein of 225 amino acids. The transcript is spliced from 3 exons. Gene Ontology annotation, cellular component: membrane.
AAGGCUGGGAUAAAAAAAAUAUUUUAUGUUAAUUUAGUGCAUGUGUUGUCUUUUUAUCAUAGGCAGGGUGCACUAUCACUCCACAGCCUCACGUGUAGCUCUUCUCCACCAUAUCCCCAGUAAGCAAAAAAAAACAAAAAAAAACAGAGCACCUCUAAGUAAAAAUAUGUCCAAAUGGAUCCUGUGGCAGAUAAACUAAACCUUCAAGCAUGUCAGAUAGGAUCAGUUUGUCUUUGUUGUGGAACCUAAGACUCCUAAAACAAUCUGAUUAGAGGGAAAAAUAAUCUCCUUGAGAAAGUGCAGCUGCUUUUUAGGAACAACUGUGACAGCAAACUGAGAAAGACAUUGCCACCAUGAAUGAACAAGUGCAGGGAGAGUCUCAUCUUGGGGCAGAGCCAUAAAUAGUGACAUUGAUGUUCUGUCAUCUGCAGCCAUUCCUGGUCUCUUGGACCAGACGCAAACACAGGUCAGCAGAGGGUCUGUGAUGUCAGCCAUGUGGGCAGCUCCUGGGAACUCCCUGACUCCCUGUAGCAUCAUGUUUCAGUAUGAGUGUUAGUACAGAAGUACAGAGCAGGCUGAGACGGAGACCAGCAAAGCUGUUUCUUCCAGUUCAAAUCACUCUCUGGAUCCCAGAAACUCUUUCUUCCCUCUGACUUUAUCAGGAGAUUCGGUUCCCACUCAAACAGCCCAUCUGGUUCUACUUUAUACCUCAGCUUCACCUCCCAAUUUGGCAGGGCUUUGUGGCAUUCACCAUGUGUCAUGUCAUUGUAACCUGCCGCUCAAUGCUAUGGACAAUACUCAGUAUUGUGGUGGCCUUCGGAGAGUUGAUUGCGUUCAUGAGUGCCGAUUGGUUGAUCGGCAAGGCCAAAAGCACAGACGGCGACAUUAGGACAGGCGGCCAGCAGGAACCUUACCGGCCAACCCUGGGCAUCUAUGGACGUUGCAUCAAAGUGCCCCAAGUGCCAUAUUUUAGGAAGGACACCUUGUGCGGUCCCUAUGCAGAGCAUUUCAAUGAGAUUGCCAGUGGGUUCUGGCAGGCGACUGCCAUCUUUUUAGCAGUGGGAAUCUCCAUCCUGUGCAUUGUGGCAUUUGUGUCCGUCUUUACUAUGUGCGUACAAAGUGUGAUGAAGAAAAGCAUUUUUAAUGUGUGCGGACUUCUACAAGGCAUUGCAGGCCUCUUUCUUAUUCUCGGCCUCAUUCUGUACCCUGCUGGUUGGGGAUCACAGAAGGUGGUUGGUUAUUGUGGACAUUACGCAUCUGCCUACAAGCUGGGAGAGUGUUCCCUGGGCUGGGCCUUCUACACGGCUAUCGGGGGCACCGUGCUGACCUUCAUCUGCGCAGUCUUCUCUGCACAGGCCGAAAUCGCCACCUCCAGUGAUAAAGUGCAGGAGGAAAUCGAGGAGGGCAAAAGCCUCAUAUGUCUAAUUUAACCGUCAAGGACAUGGCGACGUCCUUGUAAGCCAAUCAGAGACUAAGUAAAGGGAUCGACUGUGUUUACAUGGCUGCAGCCUUGCUAUGAAAGGGGGACACUGAGCCUUGGCAAGGCAACCUAUUCUCAUUUGUGGCUUAAACAUUGGAGCUGGGAGAGUGGGAGUGAAAAUCCCGAUGCACAGGACAUGGAUUGCCUGAAGACUGUAGAAGGAACUGCUGCUCUCCACCUUCCCAGAGUCACUUUAAAUCCCUCCUGUACAGAAAGCAGACUCCAUUUAUACAGACAUUUCCAGACUCUUGAUACAUUUGCCAUCAACCCCCCUACCGUCUGCCUUUGUGUUUGGGGGUCCAAUAAGAAGCGUACCGCUAGACUUAAGGGAAAUGUUUCUAAACUGGAAAUAUGGGGAUCUUUUAAGUGUUUUUUUUUUUAAAGAACAACUUGUAUUUUUGAUUUUCUAGAUAUGGAAAGAACCACUUCAGCACUGGUGUUACACGUAACCUUAGGGGCAGAUGUUUUGGGUAACCGCCUCUUUAAAGGAAUAGUGACUCCAAAAGUGCUCACAACAUGAAAUACGCCACAAAAAUACAUCGUUUUUGCAAUUUUUUGGACACAUAAAGAAUUUAACGUGGUUGGCGAUUCAUGAGAAUAAGCUGUUAGGUGCGAUCAUUUAUUUUAAGUAAUCCCGUUAGUAAGCCAAUAUGGCGUCUGGCUAACCAAUGCACGUUGAGUUGCAGCGUUCUAUCCUGAGGCCGCAGGCCAUAUGUAACGUCUCCUAAACACCUGCCGGAGCACAUUAGGGAAUCUAAUCUGGUCAAAUGGUGCAUUACAACCAGCUGCAAGCGAGAAUAUAUUAUUAUAACGUGGGAGCUCAGAGAGGUUAGACAUGGAGCCAAAGCACACAAAGCCCUUUAGACUGGAAUGAAUGUAGUUAUUGUAUAGAAAGAUUGUAUAGAAUUUAAGCUACUGGAAAAGCAGACAGUCCGGUCACGGCUGUAGCUGCCAGUGCCAACAGUUACCAACAUGCACUCUCGCCUGUGCCCGGGAGACUCUCCUUAUACUGCUGCUGAAUGCACCAGGGCACAGAGUCUUUCUCUUUCCUACUGGCCCUUCUCCCAUGGAUCAUGUUGUGCUGCCCCCAUGUGGCACAGGGUAUAUUGCAAUCACCUCAUUAAUUAGGGGAACAAAUCUCACUCCGUCUGUGGUACACUUGGGGGCACAUUCUUUAAGGGUCGAAGUGAGAAUUUGAAUUUUCAAAACUCUCAAAUUUGAAUUGUGAAUUAUCCAAACUCGAUUCGAGUUUUAAUUCGAAUUUCGAGUUUUAUCAUCAUCUGGUCCUUGAAUAUGACUAUUCGCUACCUUAAACCUGCCGAAUUAAGUCAAUGGGAGAGGUCCAGGGAUCACUUUGGUGAUGUCUGCAUCCUUCCUGACAUUCAAGUUUUCGAGUCGAUCAAAUUCAUCGGAGGUGAAAAAAACUGGUUUUAUUUCAUUUCUAUUGGUCGAAUUUCAAGUUUACGGAAGUUGUUUUAAAAAACUCACAUGAAUUUGAAUUUCGACCCUUGAUAAAUCUGCCCCUUGGAGUUUGGUUCUCCACUACCAAUCGCUGCAAUUAGAAGCCAUAGGUCACCAACCACUGACAGCAGGAAAAACAUUUCUCUAGGUUGGCGACUGUCUUUUGGCACAUUAUAGCUCUAAGACCAACCUGUGCCACAUUAGAAAAAUUAGACAUCUCUGUUCUCGGAUAAUGUAUUUGUUUUUGAGUUACAGAAUGGCAUGGGCCAUGUUCCCACAACUUACUGGUGUUCAGUAGAUUGUGUGCUCUAUAUAUAUAUAUAUAUAUAUAUAUAUAUAUAUAAUAUAUAUAGUAGCUCACAGCAGCAAUGCCAAGGUACCUUUUUCCCACCAUAUAUAAUAAUGACCAGAAACCCAUUAUAUUUCAUUUGGGAGGCAUCAAGAGCCCCUGUGAAUGUGGCCUCUAUAAUGUCUAUUCUAUUCUUGCCCCUACCAAUGCAACACAAAUAGUCCAGUUAAAAGCAAAGUGGGGGUUCUGGGAUUUGUAGUUUAACAACAUAUGGAUAAUGACCAUGACAGCCUUUGAUCAGAGGAAUUUGGAGACUUUUCAAGACCACUUAAAGGGAAUAUUACACUAUUUACAAUCUCAGUUUACAUGCCAUCUGAAAACGUUUUGCAAGCGUUGCCCUUUUUUUUCUUUGAGGCUAAUUGUAGUGCUACCCUUAUUGCUCAACUUUCUACAGAAACCCUGUUCAUCUUCCAUUUGGAAAUGUGUUGCUAGGGUACGUGGAACCCAAACAACCAGCUAGAAGAUCCCAAAUUGGAAAGCUUUUGAAGAACAAUAAAAAAGUGAUUCACUAAAAUUGCCCUAGAAUGCUACAUACUUUGUGUUUGUCUUCUGGCUUUGGGUGUUUUUUCUCACCUGGUAACCUUUAAGCUGCCCAAACACUUGAAGAUCUGCUCGUAUGGUGAGGUCUCCAAAAAAGCAGAUCUUUCCCUGAUACGCCCAUAUGAGUUGGAUGAUAUCAGGCUGAUCUGUUUGUUGGGCCCUAGAUCACAACAAGAACACAGGCAGUCGGAGUAGGGACCGCAUUAAUGAACUGAUGCAAUACUCUCUCCGAUGGGAUUUUUAAACUGGUCCGAUUGGUCAGGGAAGCCUGUCAGAGGGCCCAAUACAUGGGCCAAUAAGCUGCUCACUUGGUCUGUUGGAAGCUUGUAUUGGCCUGUGUAUGGCCACCUAAAGCAACCAACUGGCCACUAGCUUUUAUAUUUUAAAUGCAGUUAGAAUGAUGAAAACAAAAAUCUGGUUGAUUGUAAUGGCUUAUUGGAGUGAGGAAAACUUUAUUAUUGUUACUGCAUAACCCUGUUAACAAUGAAGAUGUCAGAAUUUCGAAGGGGGGCUGUCACUGGUACCUUAACCCUUCCUGUUACUUUCUAACCUGGGGUACUUUCCAGCAGAGCACUACAUCACUAUCUUAUUCCCUUCUCCCGGGUGUCCCUAUUGGGCACAUGCACAUUACUGUAGAGCCCACAAAAUGACUGUAACGCACAUAUACCCUCCCAGGCUGGUGCAAGGACUUCCUGGCAGAAGGGAGGAAGGUGACAGCUCCACUUUCUAUGGUACAGUUUCCCAUGUCUGGUGCAUUUUUUAAAGAAGAGUUUUGGCUUGGGGAUAAUGAGAGCCUGACGUCAUUGGAGAAGAACUAAGUUUCCUUGUGUGAAAUCUGGUGAGUCUGGGCAUUAUGGGUCAGUUAAGCACCAUGCUGCACCCCUGGCCAAUCACAAUCCACCGUCAAUCAGAUGCAGCCCCCGAUAACUGGACAAGAUACCUAUGUGAACUGGUGGCAAUGCCAGAAUAUGAAGUAUUAUUUGGCAGAUCAAGUAGGAGCUUUUCCCAAGCAGAAGAAAGUUGUGUCUCUUCCUUAUUCCCCUCAGGCUUUUCAUUGCUGUUCAGUAGCCAGGAGCCCAGGAUAUUUGCAAUUAGUGUAUAAUUAAAUUGGAAUGUAUAAAGGAAAUAUUUCUAACAGAAGCAGGAACUGUGCAUAUAUAUAUAUAUAUAUAUAUAUAUAUAUAUAUAUAUAUAUAUAUAUAUAUAUAUAUAUGUGUGUAAAAGAAGGAAAGUAAAUGGGUCAUUUUGGGUCUUCCAGAAGCUGUGCACAUGAGCCGCUGUCUAGCCAUAACGUGCCAUACUCUGUAUUCUCAACUGUAGCAUAUUUAAAAGGAAAUAAAAUAAAACCCAAAUCAGUGUGAGAUGAUGAUGAUAAUGAUGUGCAAUACCAAAUGCAUUUGUUGAAUUUUUUGGUGAAUAAUGCUUAAAAAUUCCGAAUGGAUUCAGUCGCUUGUAUAUAUUCCCCUGAUGUUCUACACCACCCAUUGUAUUGCUUUGAGACUGUGAGUUUGGAGUCGUUUGCGUGGGAGUACAAAUGAUACUCUCCUAAAUACCAAUAAAUAAUUUUGAAUAUAAA